Molecule: messenger RNA, 1632 nt
Organism: Fusarium keratoplasticum
Lineage: Eukaryota; Fungi; Ascomycota; Sordariomycetes; Hypocreales; Nectriaceae
Exons: 3
Coding region: 1-1632 (543 amino acids)
Molecular function (GO): flavin adenine dinucleotide binding; N,N-dimethylaniline monooxygenase activity; NADP binding
Source: RefSeq, a predicted model, not a curated record
AUGCCUUCGGCACUGAGUAUCAAUGACUCUAGUCUCGAUUAUGAUGUCCUCAUCGUCGGCGCUGGACUCAGCGGCAUCUUGAGUUUAUACCGCAUGCGUGAACUUGGCCUGAGAGCACGAGUGCUUGAGGCUGGCCCAGCUGAAGGUGGUACCUGGUUCUGGAAUCGAUAUCCCGGAGCUCGGUUUGACUCGGAAAGCUACUCGUACAUCUUUUCCUUCUCGCAGGAGGUUCUUGAUGAGUGGAACUGGACAGAGCAUUUUGCCCCUCAGCCAGAAACCCUCCGUUACAUCCAGUUCCUCACCAACAAGUUUGACCUGAAGCGUGACAUGCAAUUCGACACGCAGAUCAAGUCAGCCCACUUCCAGGAAGAGACCUCCUCGUGGCUGUUGGAAGACGAAGAGGGCAAUUCAUAUAACAGCCGAUAUCUCAUCACAGCCAUGGGCAUCUUGAACAAACCAACGCUUCCCAACAUUCCAGGCGUCCAGAAGUUCAAGGGAGAGUCCUGGCAUACAGCACGAUGGCCCGACGAUGCCUCCAGCCUCCAAGGGAAGCGGGUCGGCAUCAUCGGUACUGGCGCAACUGCCAUCCAAACUAUUCAGGCUAUCUCAGAUAAGGUCGGGCAUCUCACCGUCUUCCAGAGAACGCCAAACUGGACCGUGCCUCUUCGGAAUUCCAAGAUCAGCCUUGAAGAGAUGGAGGAGAUCCGCAAGAGCUACCCUGAGAUAUUCCGCAAAUGUCUCGAGUCAUAUUCAUGCUUCAUCCACGUGAGCGACACCAGAAGCGUCUUCUCAAUGACAGAGGAGGAGCGGCAAGCACACUGGGAGAAACUGUAUUCUCUUCCAGGGUUUGCCAAGGUUCUGAGCAUCUCCUCUGACGUUGCCACGGACCGCAAGGCAAAUGAGCUAUACAGCAAGUUCCACGCCGACAAGAUUCGAGCUCGCGUCAAUGAUCCAGAGGUCGCAGAAAAGCUGAUUCCAAAGAAUCAUGGGUUUGGAACCCGGAGAGUGCCUCUUGAGAGCGGCUACUUUGAGGUUUUUAACCAACCCAACGUUAACCUGGUUGACAUAAGGGAGAACCCCAUCUCUCAGAUUACUGAAACGGGUGUUGAAACUGGCGAAUCGACUCACGAGUUGGAUAUCCUCAUUUAUGCCACUGGCUUCGACGCCGUCACUGGGUCUUUCAACGCCGUGGACUUUGAAGGCCGGAAUGGGACCAAGCUCAAGGAUGUCUGGAGCAAUGGUAUCAGAACCUUCCUGGGCCUUACCGUCCAGGAUUUCCCCAAUAUGUUCAUGAUAAUGGGACCUCACCAAAUGUUUGGCAACAUUCCACGCUCGAUCGAGUAUGCCGUGGACUGGGUAGCCGAGUUUAUGCGACACGCCCGAGACACCAACAUCACCUACGUGGAAGCCACAGAGAAGGGCAUGGACGAGUGGACGGAGCAUGUCCAUGACUGUGGCAAGGGACUGCUGGCAAACGAGGUCGAUUCGUGGAUGACUGGAGUGAAUAAGAAUCUGGCCCACAAGCAGAAGAGAUCGAUGACGAGAUACAAUGGGCCAGCGCCUGGGUACCGCAAGAGGUGUGAUGAGGUCAAGGCGAGGGGGUAUUCAGACUUUGUGAUAAGACACCAGUAG